AUGAUUUUCCUGCAUCAUCAUCUUGAUGAAAGCCUGAAGGUUGAAUACCUAACAGUGAAAGAUCCUCUUGAAUUGUGGAUAGAUUUGAAAGGGAGGUAUGACCACCUCAACGCAACGGUAUUGCCAAGGGCUCGUUAUGAGUGGAUGCACUUACGAUUUCAAGAUUAUAAAAUCGUAAUUGAGUAUAAUUCUGAUGUAUUUAGAAUAACUUCCCAAUUGAAAUUAUGUGGGGAUACAAUAAAAGAUGAAGACAUGUUGGAAAAGACAGUAACUACUUUCCAUGCCUCUAAUAUGAUAUUACAGCAGCAAUAUCGUGAAAAAGGUCUUCAAAAAUACUCUGAACUGAUCUCAUGCCUUUUGGUGGCUGAGCUGCAUAAUGACCUUCUAAUGAAAAAUUACGAAGUUCGUCCCGCUGGAAGUGCUCCAUUAUUGGAGGCACACGCGGUUGAAGCACAUGGCCAGUCUGAAAUAAGACAAACUAAUUGGGGCCAUGACAAUGUGCAUGGGCGUUACAAAGGCAAAAGACGAUAUAAUAAUCGUCGAGGUGGUGGUCAUAACAAAAGGGAGAAUAAUAUAGGUUCUCAAAAUAUUCCUUCUAAAGGAAAGUGUGAUCAUUGUCAUCAUUGUAGCCUUAAAGGAUCUUCUCAAAAAUAUAAUGAGAAUGUUGAGGCAAACUUAGCAUUAAAAGAUAAUGCUUUUGAUGGGCUCGAUGAUAUUACUCAUCUGGAAGCUGAGGACUUCUUUGGGGAUCACAACUGA
Molecule: messenger RNA, 759 nt
Organism: Solanum pennellii
Lineage: Eukaryota; Viridiplantae; Streptophyta; Magnoliopsida; Solanales; Solanaceae
Exons: 2
Coding region: 1-759 (252 amino acids)
Source: RefSeq, a predicted model, not a curated record